Heteronotia binoei (common prickly gecko) is the source of this 3740-nucleotide messenger RNA. RefSeq names its product karyopherin subunit alpha 4 (gene KPNA4). Gene Ontology annotation, cellular component: nucleoplasm; nucleus; cytoplasm. Lineage: Eukaryota; Metazoa; Chordata; Lepidosauria; Squamata; Gekkonidae. Gene Ontology annotation, biological process: NLS-bearing protein import into nucleus. Gene Ontology annotation, molecular function: nuclear import signal receptor activity; protein binding. The record is from RefSeq and is a predicted model, not a curated record. Bases 386 to 1951 code for a protein of 521 amino acids. The transcript is spliced from 17 exons.
UUGCCCGUCUGUCUGAGAACGAGGCUGUUGCCUCCUCCCCUGUCCCGUGCCCGUCCCCUCCCCUCCCUCCUCCCCCACCUCUCUCGCUCGCCCGCUGCCUUCGCUACCGGCACAUUCCGCCGCCCUACCAAGGCCUCAACCCACGGGAGCGGCUCGGGCGGGCGAGGAAGGAGGCCGCGCCAUCCGCCAAGUCAGGCGCCGGGCCCGGCCGAGGAGAGAGGGUGGCUCGCCAGGGAGCCGGUGCGCUGAGGAGACUCGAGCGGGCGAGGCCGAGAGGCGGAAGGAAGCAGCGCCGGGAAAGGGGGGCCCCGGCUGGGUCCGGCCUGGGUGAGGAAGGAGAAAGAGGAGGGAGGAGGAGAAGAGGCCGCGCUCCCUGCCUCCCGCCAUGGCCGACAACGAGAAGCUGGACAACCAACGGCUGAAGAACUUUAAGAACAAAGGCCGCGACCUGGAGACAAUGAGAAGACAACGAAAUGAAGUAGUUGUCGAAUUAAGAAAGACAAAGAGAGAUGAACAUCUGCUAAAGAGAAGAAAUGUACCUAAUGAGGAUAUCUGUGAGGAUUCUGAUAUAGAUGGUGACUUCAGGGUGCAAAAUACAUCCCUGGAGGCAAUAGUGCAGAAUGCUUCAAGUGACAACCAAGGUAUCCAGUUAAGUGCAGUCCAGGCUGCAAGGAAACUACUGUCGAGUGAUCGCAACCCACCAAUUGAUGACUUAAUAAAAUCUGGAAUAUUACCCAUAUUAGUGCAUUGUCUUGAAAGAGAUGACAAUCCAUCUUUACAGUUUGAAGCAGCAUGGGCAUUGACAAAUAUUGCGUCUGGAACCUCUGAACAAACACAGGCUGUAGUUCAAUCCAAUGCUGUCCCACUCUUUUUGAGGCUUCUGCAUUCACCCCAUCAAAAUGUCUGUGAACAGGCAGUGUGGGCCUUAGGCAAUAUCAUAGGUGAUGGGCCCCAGUGUAGAGAUUAUGUAAUUAGCCUUGGAGUGGUGAAGCCUCUGCUGUCGUUCAUCAGCCCGUCUAUUCCCAUAACUUUCUUAAGAAAUGUUACUUGGGUAAUGGUCAACUUAUGCCGCCACAAAGACCCACCUCCACCAAUGGAAACCAUCCAGGAGAUCCUUCCAGCACUCUGUGUUUUAAUUCACCAUACGGAUGUAAAUAUAUUGGUAGAUACAGUCUGGGCCCUUUCUUACCUAACGGAUUCAGGCAAUGAACAGAUUCAGAUGGUGAUAGACUCUGGGAUAGUUCCUCAUUUGGUUCCUCUUCUCAGCCAUCAGGAAGUUAAAGUGCAAACUGCUGCACUUAGAGCUGUAGGCAAUAUCGUUACUGGUACUGAUGAACAGACACAAGUAGUUCUGAAUUGUGAAGCUCUUUCGCACUUCCCUGCCCUAUUGACACACCCCAAAGAAAAAAUUAAUAAGGAAGCUGUAUGGUUCCUAUCUAACAUCACUGCAGGAAAUCAGCAGCAAGUCCAGGCGGUGAUAGAUGCAAACCUUGUUCCAAUGAUAAUUCACCUUUUAGAUAAGGGUGACUUUGGUACACAGAAAGAAGCUGCUUGGGCUAUAAGCAACCUGACAAUCAGUGGAAGAAAAGAUCAGGUGGCAUACCUAAUUCAACAAAAUGUAAUUCCUCCGUUUUGCAACUUGUUAACAGUAAAAGAUGCUCAGGUUGUACAAGUAGUGCUGGAUGGACUAAGUAAUAUAUUAAAAAUGGCAGAAGAUGAAUCAGAAACCAUAGCCAACCUUAUUGAAGAAUGUGGAGGGCUGGAGAAAAUUGAACAGUUACAAAAUCAUGAAAAUGAAGACAUCUACAAACUGGCUUAUGAGAUCAUUGAUCAGUUCUUCUCUUCAGAUGAUAUAGAUGAAGAUCCAAGCCUUGUUCCAGAGGCAAUACAAGGUGGAACAUUUGGUUUCAAUUCAUCUGCCAAUGUACCUGCAGAAGGGUUCCAGUUCUAGAGUCGUAUUUUGGAAGUUAGGUACAAUGCAGCACUGAAUAAAAAAAGGUUUGAUCCAUCAAGCUUGGCUCAUGGGAUCCGCUGCUGCAUUAAAUCGGGAAAGAAAAUGUGAAGAUUUCAUUUGGAAUCACAGAAAAGCCCGAAUGAAGUCAAGAUGGCGAGUGGGUGCGAGUGAGAGUGAGUGGCAAAAUGUAAUGAAAAACUUCACACUGAAUGCUUAUAUAGGUUGUUCAAAGGAAAAAAGGGCUACAGGUCAAAGAUCUUCAGUGCCUGAGGAGGAACAUUGACUUAAUUAGCGCAAAUGUGGGGGGGAAAUGCAGUACUAUACCAUCAUCAAGCCAUGUAAGCAUAAAGGAGAAUAGGAUGCCCAUAUAAGUCCAAGGAGAAUGAGCCCAGGCCUUGCUAUGAAGCACCGUGUGAAUGGACAACAUUGAGUGAAUGUCUGGACUCAGUGCUUUGGGGCCACGUGUGUGUUUCAAAUCUGGGGCUCUUUGCUCAUGAAGCAGACUCCUAGUCUUGGAGUGGGGUGUGUACGAGAGUGUGGUUGUGAUGCUGUAUGUGAACGCAUGCAAGCUUGAUUUGCCUUCAGGGGGCUGAUAAUAACCCUAGUCAAUCAUCAAAAGGAGUGCAUAAGUGUUAACACUGGACACGAAAAAGAGACCGGUUUAGCAGCAGACUAUGGUUUUACUUCUGCAGCCUAUGUUUUUUUCCCCCUUUUUAAUGUAUGGCUUAUUACUAGUUGCUUGUAAAGUCAGAAAACUUUGAGGAAGGCUUCCCUGUGCAUUUGCACCAGAUCUAUGAUACAAAAAAAAAUAAAGCUUUCCAUAUCAUCAGAACUAAUUUGUGUAGACUUUUGCAUGAAAUCCGUACACAUUUCCCUCUUCCAACUAUUGUGUUGCAGUACACAAAUUGCCAUAAUUCUAGAAAUCCGUAAAAUAUCACCCUUUUUCAUUUUCAGAGAUGACAUAAAGCUAUUUUUGCAUGUGGUAAUCUACAGCAUAGCUCAUUUUUAGAUUUUGUUGAGUCUUGUAACCAGCUGUUUUUGUUGUGGUAGGAUAUACUGUGCUGUGUUUCAAUGUUAUUUGUUUUCAAACUUUGUUUUCUAUGAAAAUGAUAUGGAAACCUCAAAAUAAAAUUUGGUGCAUAUGUACUGCUGAAUAAAGAUUGGAGAAGAGAUGUGAAUAGAUGUACAAAUCAAGUCAUGGUUGGAACACCGUUAAUACCACCUAAUCUGUCCAAUUGUUCUAGACUUUUUAUCUUUAGAUGUAGGCAGCCAUGAACAAUCUAUUUUGAGCCACUUUAGAGAGAACUUUGUGCUCUUAACUUGCAUACAAAAUGCAAGUGGUUUUUAUAAUUGGAAUAAUACCUCAGUUUUGAGGUUCUGCACACUAAAUUAAAAGUGACAUUAGAAAUAUGUAAAAAAAAGAACUCUUUAUAAGGUGGCUCAUUGUAGGAAAUGCUGUGCCUUCCCCUUUGAGCACAAGUGUUGCAUGAACAACAGUUUGCUAUAAGAAAACAUACCAGGUUAGCCACCAUUAGCAUCUAUAUCUACCUUGUGUUUUUUUAAAAUCAGCUGGUAAUUCUGAAACGCAGUAGAAUGGAUAAAAAUUAUUUUGUGAUCAUAACUCUUUGUUGGACUAGAGUAUUUUUGCAGCAUUCCUUGUCAUCAGAAACAUGGUUAAAAGUUUAAAACUAGAUGCAGCAGAAAACUAGCUUGUGAAAUUUAUCCAAGUAGAAUGCAGGCUAGGCUGUCUUGGGGAAAAUAAACAUUAAAAAUUACAACAAUGUUA